CAGAGCCUGGCGCUGAGGAAGGAAUCUGGCAGUCGAGAGCUGACUCCAGCCGACGGAACCUGCAGCCCUUGCUCCGGACAGCAGCGCGCCGGGCAGGAGUCCGGGAUAGCGAAGCGCAGAGCAAUCAGCAGAGCCUGCCCGGAGCUCCGUGCAACCGGCAACUCCGACCCACAUAGCCCGCCGAGCUCCCGCCGCCGGUCCGGGCAGCAUGAGACGUGCGGCGCUCUGGCUUUGGCUCUGCGCGCUGGCGCUGCGCCUGCAGCCUGCCCUCCCGCAAAUUGUCACCGCAAAUGUGCCUCCUGAAGACCAAGAUGGCUCUGGGGACGACUCAGACAACUUCUCUGGCUCAGGCACAGGUGCUUUGCCAGAUAUGACUUUGUCACGGCAGACACCUUCCACUUGGAAGGAUGUGUGGCUCCUGACAGCUACACCCACAGCUCCAGAACCCACCAGCAGGGAUACCGAGGCCACCCUCACCUCUAUCCUGCCGGCUGGAGAGAAGCCUGAGGAGGGAGAGCCCGUGGCCCACGUGGAAGCAGAGCCUGACUUCACUGCUCGGGACAAGGAGAAGGAGGCCACCACCAGGCCUAGGGAGACCACACAGCUCCCAGUCACCCAACAGGCCUCAACAGCAGCCAGAGCCACCACGGCCCAGGCAUCUGUCACGUCUCAUCCCCACGGGGAUGUGCAACCUGGCCUCCACGAGACCUUGGCUCCCACAGCACCCGGCCAACCUGACCAUCAGCCUCCAAGUGUGGAGGAUGGAGGCACUUCUGUCAUCAAAGAGGUUGUGGAGGAUGAAACUACCAAUCAGCUUCCUGCAGGAGAGGGCUCUGGAGAACAAGACUUCACCUUUGAAACAUCUGGGGAGAACACAGCUGUGGCUGGCGUCGAGCCUGACCUUCGGAAUCAGUCCCCAGUGGAUGAAGGAGCCACAGGUGCUUCUCAGGGCCUUUUGGACAGGAAGGAAGUGCUGGGAGGUGUCAUUGCUGGAGGCCUGGUGGGCCUCAUCUUUGCUGUGUGCCUGGUGGCUUUCAUGCUAUACCGGAUGAAGAAGAAGGACGAAGGCAGUUACUCCUUGGAGGAGCCCAAACAAGCCAAUGGCGGUGCCUACCAGAAACCCACCAAGCAGGAAGAGUUCUACGCCUGAUGGGGAAAUAGUUCUCCCCCCACAACCCCUGCCACUCACUAGGCUCCCAUUUGCCUCUUCUGUGAAAAACUUCAAGCCCUGGCCUCCCUACCGCUGUGCCGUCUCCUCUGCACCCAGACCCUUCUGCCCGAGCGGUCUCAGGGUGUGCUGGGAAUUCCUUCUCCUCUGACUUCUGCUAGAAGCUUGGGUGCAGAGGGUUUCUUGCAUUUUGUCUUUCUACCACAGCCACGCCUGUUGUCCACUCUUCUGACUUGGCUUCUCCAAAUGGGAGGAGACUCAGCUCUGGACAGAAAGGGAACCCAACUGCUUUGGACCUAGAUGGCCUAUUGUGACUGGAGGAUCCUGAGGACAGGAGAGGGGCUUCAACAGACACGCCAUAGCACUUACCCAUAGAGACCAUUAGGGUUGGCUGUGCUGUGGUAGGGAAGGAGUCCAGGGCUCCUUGGAAUUCACUUCUCAUUGUGGGGAGGUCUACUUUAGACAACUUGGUUUUGCACAUGUUUCCUCUAAUUUUUCUGUUUUAGAGCCCCAGCAGACCUUACUUCUGGGGUAAGGCAAGUCAGUUGACUGGUGUCCCCACCUCGCUUCCCUAAUCUACAUUCGGGAGACCGCAUCGGGGUUAAAUAAGACUUUUCAUUUUCGUUUUUGUUUUUAACCUAGAAGAACCAAAUCCGGACACCAAAACGUAGGCUUAGUUUGUGUGUUGUCUCUGAGUUUGUCGCUCAUGCGUGCAACAGGGUAUGGACUAUCUGUUUGGUGCCCCAUUUUUGGUGGCCCAUAAGUAGGCUGGCUAGCCCAGGAUGCCAUGGAGUAGCCACCUCUUGACCAGUCAUGCCUGUGUGCAUAGACUCAGGGCCAUGGCCUUUGUGACAUUGGAAGAGCCUGUGUGAGAACUUCCUCCUAGAUUAGUCUAGGGAUGGAGGGGAGGAGACUGUAUAGUUUGGGAGGAGGGGUGACAAGGGUGUCCAAGACUCUCCCACCUUUGGUACUAACUCUGGUCACCCUUUCUCCUGGAAGUUGACAAGACACAUCUUGAGUAUGGCUGGCACUGGCUCCUCCAUCAAGAACCAAGUUCACCUUCAGCUCCUGUGGCCCUGUUCCCAGGCUGGAGUCAGAAAUGUUUCCCAAAGAGUGAGAGUCUUUUGCUUUUGGCAAAACGCUACUUAAUCCAAUGGGUUCUGUACAGUAGAUUUUGCAGAUGUAAUAAACUUUAAUAUAAAGGAGUCCUAUGAACUCUACUGUUUCUGCUUCUUAUUCUCUGGGCUGGUGGUACAGACGUAGCCAGCCUCUGCCCAAACCCGGGUAGCUCAGAGAAGCUUGGCUCAAGGCUACGUGCCUCCAGUCCUCUGAGGGGUAGGAUCCUGGAUCCAGGGUUCCGCUGGUUUGUUGUUUUGUUUUGUUUUUCUUUUGGCUAAACUUCUUUUGGAAGUUGGUAGGUUCAGCCAAGGUUCUGCAGGACCUGACGUCUGUUCUUCUAGAUGGUUUAAGUAAUCGGGACUCUAGCACAUCUUGACCUGGGGUCACUACAGCUAAGCUUGCUUUGCAGAGCAGAUACCUGGGACAGCCUUCAUCCCUCAUGGUUGCUGGGACACUUCUGAGGACUCCUUGCUUACUUAGCUCAGCGAUGUUCCAGCUGCUGGCUAGGCUGCUCAGUGGCGCGGCUAGACAAAAGAUCUGUGCCCUGUGUUUCAUCCCAGAAUUUGCUGCCAGAUCGUACGGCUGGAUGUGAUGUGGGGUGGGGUGGGGUCAGAUCUGAGACAGCACUCAACUGAGGGCUUGUGAGACAGUGUCCAAGUCUCAGGCUGGGGCCAUUCAUAUAAUUGCAAUAAAUGGUACGUGUCCAUUUGGACAGCAGACA
Rattus norvegicus (Norway rat) is the source of this 3008-nucleotide messenger RNA. RefSeq names its product syndecan 1 (gene Sdc1). NCBI's taxonomy places the organism in Eukaryota, Metazoa, Chordata, Mammalia, Rodentia, Muridae. The transcript has 5 exons. Bases 209 to 1150 code for a protein of 313 amino acids. Gene Ontology annotation, cellular component: membrane; extracellular region. The record is from RefSeq and is marked provisional.